Molecule: messenger RNA, 2719 nt
Organism: Scophthalmus maximus (turbot)
Lineage: Eukaryota; Metazoa; Chordata; Actinopteri; Pleuronectiformes; Scophthalmidae
Gene: paip2b
Product: poly(A) binding protein interacting protein 2B
Exons: 4
Coding region: 303-695 (130 amino acids)
Biological process (GO): negative regulation of translational initiation
Cellular component (GO): cytoplasm
Molecular function (GO): mRNA regulatory element binding translation repressor activity
Source: RefSeq, a predicted model, not a curated record
GGACCAAUGGCUGUGUGCUACAGCUGGACAAACGCGGCCGCGACGCAAUGUUUUUCAGUCUCAACAUUUAGGCAGAAAAAAAAACAGUGUUUGUGUCCGUUUUGUAGCCAGUAGCGCGACAAAUAUACACAAGGGGACACGUGUUUAUUUGCCUUGUUGGAGACAUUCGGAAAAAUACACGUACUACGCGGUUUUCUUGUGACAUCCGGUACCGGAAAAGAGACGUUUUCCUCCCCCAGUACCGACAGCUUGUUUGCGGAUCCCCCCACUACUGCUACUUGAAGUUGUGCGAGCCGGCUGAGAUGAGCGGUCCAGAGGUGGCCAAGACACCGGGAGGCGGCGCUCCGGGCAAAGAGGGAAAGGAGCCGGUGGCCAAUGGGCAUUCGGGAGAGGGCAGCGACGCCAACCCAUUCGCCGAGUACAUGUGGAUGGAGAACGAGGAGGAGUAUAACAGACAGGUGGAGGAGGAGCUGUUGGAGCAGGAAUUCUUAGAGCGCUGCUUCCAGGAAAUGCUGGAGGAGGAGGACCAGGAUUGGUUCAUCCCUUCGCGUGACCUCAACAACCAGGGGGUGGGGCAGCUGCAGCAGCAGCUCAACAGCCUGUCCGUCAGCGAUCACCACAACCUGGAGGAAGUUGCGAGGAAGAGCAUCUUGAAUCCCGAAGCAAAGGAGUUUGUUCCGGGGAAGAAAUACUAGGAGUCCCCCUCACCCCCAUGGAGCCUCCACACACACAAACACAACACACACCAGUCCUCACACGUUCUCAGAGACUCUGGCGGCCAUGAUCGCGGACACACUGAUUCUCACACAUACACACGCAAACACACACACAUGUACACUAUACACAAUUGAAGUCAGCGGCGUGCUGGAAGGCCCAGUUGGGGGGUGGGGGGAUUUCUUUUUCUUUUCUCUCUUUUCUUUGUUUCUUUAAUCUUUUUAUUUCCCGUUUGUUUCUUGUAAACUGAGGGACAUUGGGAACCGGGGUGGGGGAGGGGUGUGAUACCAGAACCGACCCACUGCGGGUUCUAGCUCAUCAUUGCAUUUCAGAUGACGCCGCUGAUGUUUGCAGAGUUUGCGGAGCUCAUCGAAGUCCCCCCCCAUUUGAAGUGAGGCAGCUACCAAGGAGUGAUGCAAGGGUGAAAUUUAUAAUCCAAAACAUCGAAAUAACAUGAAUUCACACGCUCCUAAAUUUUUUUGUGUGCUGUCAAAUUGGAUAAACAACAUACGCCCUGCAGUAAGUUCAGGGUUUCCAUGCCAGUGGGGUUAGAGAAUGACUAACACUUCAGGGGUCUUCAUGGGUGUCUGCUGCCGCUCUGUGGAGUCAUCGUGCUCAGUUUAACCCAACAACGAUUGCUCCUAUGACAUCAUAAGCUCCCUGUGACUAGAUGCGGGUGGUCAUUUGCCUCUGCAGCGGCUCCGUUCCAUACCAAAUACAGACCCCGCCCUCCCCCGUGCACCUGUGUGAUCAUGGCGCGGAUGGGGCGUAAUCAUGGAUGAGUUAUGUUUUUCCCAAUUUAUGUGGAAGUCCAUGUUUAACUUUUGUCCAGCUGAUAAGAACAGAGGUGUGAGUUCCCCCCCUAUCCUGCAUCAAGUGGAGUUUAGCAAGGAAAAUGUCAAUAUAGAGGGAUUUUUGAACCUUUAAAAAAUAUUUUAGUUUGUGUUCACCGUUUCAGUCAUUGGUUCUGUUUGGAUUUUAUUGAACAACAUUUAUUGAACAACCUUGUUCGAGGGGAGUGUUUGGUCUGGAACACAGCCACUGCCUCUUUUCUGCCAGAACAACUUGGUUUGUCCAGCGACAGACCAAGUGUCCAUAUCCAAAUCAGGUUUUCAAACAGCCUCUCCUCCUCUUUUCUUUUUCUCUUCAUGUUUUUGAGGACGAGGCGUUUUGUGUCUCUACUGGGUACAGUAGCCUGUGGUGUCCGUUCAGUCCCAUUUGUAGGAGGAAACGUUAGGAGGCAGUAUUGUCACAGCCAAUCAGAAUAAAGCAGGAUGGGACAUUGGCCGGCAACAUGGCCUCCUCGCUGUUCCUUCACUUUGCAGGUUGACUUUUGAGGAAGUUCUUCCGUUUAACCAUUGAUUACUGUUGUGGACUGGCUUUCCCCAGAAGCAUCACCUCUUAAUUGUGAUUCGGUAGGAAAAAGUUGUACAUCGGAUUUAUGAUUUUCAGGAAAGCCAGGUUUUUAUUAACAGUAAUCAUAAAUAAAUGAAUCAAUUUUUUGUAUUCUUGGCCGGCUUGGCUCGAAAAUUUGGAGGCAGUGUUACCACGGGGGUUAAACCUUGUGACCAGAACAUCAGUCCUCCGCAUGCCACUGUUCAUUUGUGGUAUCAACAGUGACAUCGAUGUCUUGCGUGGUUAAGUAGACGCUUGUGCACUUGUAUAUUUAGUGUCCGACAGGUGAACGCACUUCUGUGCGUCCAACCCCCGCAGAUUUUUCAAGUGCCCAAGUGUGUAUUCAGCCGAGCAGCAGAGACGGUGACUAUGUGGUUAAAAAGGAACUUCCUCACAGUGUUGGACCACAGGCGGUCGAACGGCACCCUGGUGAAGCCAAUAGGAAUGUCCGCCAGGUGGAUUGUACAACAUGAAAUCAUUUUUGGUGAUUUUGUUUGAGUUAGAUGACAGAAGCCGUUUAAGAAAAGAAAAAGAGGUCCAGAAGACACAGAGUAUGAAUUUCAAUACAAAUAAAAAUAAUGAAAAAAGAUGAAUAAAGAUGUUAAAGACA